Molecule: messenger RNA, 1373 nt
Organism: Erinaceus europaeus (western European hedgehog)
Lineage: Eukaryota; Metazoa; Chordata; Mammalia; Eulipotyphla; Erinaceidae
Product: solute carrier family 40 member 1-like
Exons: 5
Coding region: 1-771 (256 amino acids)
Biological process (GO): iron ion transmembrane transport
Cellular component (GO): membrane
Molecular function (GO): iron ion transmembrane transporter activity
Source: RefSeq, a predicted model, not a curated record
AUGUAUGACCUAGAAACAUACCCAGGAAUUUCUGAAGUGGGAGGGGAUCUUCCAGAAGUUUCCUACUAUCAGCUGAAAUUGAGCAGGGUCAGCAUGGAACAAGCAGAGGGAGACCGAAUGUGGCAUUUUGCCAUGUCUGUGUUCCUUAUAGAAUUCUAUGGGCACAAUCUUUUCCUAACAAUGAUAUUUGGCUUAGUGGUGGCUGGGUCUGUAUUAAUAUUUGGAGUUUUAAUUGAUGAUUGGAUUGACAGGAAACCAAGAAACAAAGUUGUGCAUGCCUCUCUCUUCACUCAGAAUGCCUCUGUCACCACCUGCUGCGUUGUCCUGAUGCUUAUGUUCUCCUACAAAAGGGAAAUGGAGCACAUCUGGCAUGGCUGGCUCACUGUGAUUUGCUAUGCAGUCGUGAUUACGCUGGCGGCCUUAGCGAACUUGGCCAGCACAGCAUUGACCAUCGCCAUUCAGAAGGACUGGAUUGUUAGCCUCACGGGCAACAACAGAGGCCAGCUGGCUAGGAUGAAUGCAGCAGUCCGGCGGCUGGACCAGAUCAUUAAUAUAUUUGCUCCCCUGUCUGUGGGCCAGGUGAUGGCAUGGGCAUCUCAUGUGAUUGGUUGUGGUUUCAUUCUUGGAUGGAAUUUGGUUUCACUUCUUGUAGAGUUUCUGUUUCUGUCCAGGGUUUAUCAACUAGUUCCCCAAUUGGCUGUAAAGCCCCAGCAACAAACAGGGGGGACACUUCCUAGAAAGGCAACAGGAGGCUAUGAACACUCCAGGUAAUGUAAACUCAAGGACAGCUUUGUUUGUUUUUAUUUUCUUUGCCCUUCUUUAUGCCAUUGUUUUAGUUCUUCUUUCCAGAGUUUGUGUCUUUUAUUUUUUUUCCUGUCCCUCCACCCUUGAAACUGAACUCUACCCUCAGCUUCCACCCAGAGAUUUUUUUGCUAGGUGCCAUACUCCAAACUCAGUCAGAUUCUGCUUUGAGUUUCCCUUUCUGUUCUUCUCUCUCAAUUUCUGUUUAUGAGUGGGAUCAUCCCAUACUCGUCUUUGUCUUUCUGACUUAGCUCAUUUAACAUAAUUCCUUCUAGUUCCACCCAGGAUGGGCCAGAAAAGGUGGGUUCAUUGUUCUUAAUAGCUGUGUAGCAUUCCAUUGUGUAAACAUACCAUUCAUCUGUUGUUGGACAUAUGGUUUGCUUCCAGGUUUUAGCUAUUACGAAUUGUGCUGCUAUGAACAUAAGUGUACACAUAUCUUUUUGGUUGGGUGUUAUGGAGUCCUUAGGAUAUAUCUUUAGGAGAGAAAUUACUGGGUCAUAUGGCCUAUUUCUAGCCUUGUGAGAGUUCUCCAGACUGCUCUCCACAGAGGUGGGACCAAUUUACAUUCCCAC